Plenodomus lingam JN3 is the source of this 681-nucleotide messenger RNA. RefSeq lists its product as uncharacterized. The record is from RefSeq and is a predicted model, not a curated record. Lineage: Eukaryota; Fungi; Ascomycota; Dothideomycetes; Pleosporales; Leptosphaeriaceae.
AUGACAGCCACCAUGUUUCGCGCCUUCUCCUUCGACCCUGUAGGACGACCAGCCUACAGCCUAUACGAGGCAGACCGCGCAGCCAUGAACGUUUCGCCCACUUCGCACGUCGCAGAUCUACGCUGCCUCUACCAAAGACCUCGUACACCCUCGCCAUGCACAAUAAGUCAUUUAGCCGCACAGCUUCACCAACAGAGUCUGCGGGUUGACCCUUGCUAUCCGUCUGCUGCGCCCUCGUCACCAUCCCUCGGCGACCACCACGACGUUGAACCCCGCAGCCCACGGCCAACCUAUUCGCGCGUUGCGGCAUCACUACUCCGUAUGCAGCGGCAAAGCAAUUCGCGCAUGCAGUGCAGUGCCUCGCAUGUCCGCGACAUCUCAGCUCUUGUUCGCAUGAUCGAAGAAGAGGAACAAUGCACCGUCUCGGACUCGAAAUCUCGUACCUUGUCUGAGUCAUCCAGUUCAUCCAUCGAGUCAAAGUCUACAGUACCCGAUGACGAUGACGACAACGAUGAGAGGCGCAACAUGGACUGCGACCAUGUUACGCGGGAGCUCGAGACCUUGCUCGGAAUGCAACGAUGGCAAUCGAACGAGAGGUCAGGUAGCUGCGUCCGCGUUACCAGGACGGUGCGCAUGCGGAGGCGGGCUGGCAAUGGUGUUCAGAAGAGAAGGAGUUCGUGA